CGCAAAAGGCGAGAGAUUUGAAAAGUCGUAACGAAAUUUUUUAUUAAUUUAGUUAACUGAUUGUUGGAUCACGUCUGAAAAUUCUUAUUCUAUAUUUUACCAAAUAUACAAAACUUCAGUUCCUAUCCGUAAAUUAUUGGGCGCGUAUUAAUUGAGGUGAAAAAAUGGCACUCGAAAUCAAAGAACUUCUAUUUUUUAUGAUCUUUAUCAUUAGUAACGUAAACAGUAAGCCUGUACAGUCUCAACUCGACAAGUUAGCCUUGGAAAAUUUUCUACAGUAUCUGAGAAUUCCUUCGGUCCAACCUGAUGUUAAUUACGAUGAUUGUGUUGCAUUUUUAAAAAAACAAGCUCAAUCUUUGGAUCUUCCACUAAAGGUUUUCCAACCAGUUCUUGGAAAACCAAUAGUUGUUAUGACAUGGCAAGGUUUGGAACCAGAAAAACCGUCGAUUUUAUUAAACAGUCACAUGGACGUGGUACCGGUGUACCCUGCUGAAUGGAAAUAUCCACCCUUCGCAGCCCAUAUGGACGAAGAAGGAAAUAUUUAUGCCCGAGGAAGUCAAGACACCAAAAGUCUCGGCAUUCAACAUAUAGAAACAAUCCGCCGAUUAAAAUUGAAUGGAAUUCGAUUAAAAAGGACCAUUCACAUCUCAUUCGUACCAGAUGAAGAAAUUGGUGGAAAAAAUGGAAUGAAACCUUUCGUAGCAACUGAGGAUUUCAAAAAUUUAAAUAUUGGUUUUUCUCUAGACGAGGCUGGUGCUUCUCCGGAUGAUAAAUUCGUUCUGGCUUAUGGAGAAAAGACAGUAUUACAAUUAUGGGUAAAUUGUACCGGUAAACCUGGCCAUGGUUCAAUAUUGUUUGACAAUACUGCUGGUGAAAAAUUACGAAAUGUCAUCGAUAGAUUCAUGGACUUCAGAGCUUCAGAAAAGGCAAAAUUAAAAGAUCCGAAAGUACAGCCUGGCGAAGUUACUUCAGUGAAUUUGGAUAUGAUUCGAGGUGGUAUUCAAGUGAAUGUGGUACCAAACGAACUUUCUGUUGCUUUUGACAUUCGAAUUGCACCUGAUGUUAAUCACACAAAGUUCGAAAAUAUGAUUAAAGGAUGGUUAAAAGAAGCUGGAGAGGGUGUUAAUUAUACUAUUAUACAAAAAGAUCCACCUGUGAAAAAUACAAAAUUGGAUGAAAGCAAUAUUUUCUGGUUGGCUUUUAAAAAGGCUUGUGAUAAUAAUGGCUUUAUUUUAAAUCCCCGGAUUACAUCAGGUGCUUCAGAUGCACGCUACCUAAGAGAACUCGGAAUCCCAGCUCUUGGAUUUUCAGCAAUAAAUAAUACACCGCUACUUCUUCAUGAAAAUAAUGAAUAUCUGAAUAGGGACAUUUUUCUCAACGGAAUUAACGUAUUCAUGAAAAUUAUACCAGCUGUAGCAAAUGCUUGACGAAGGAUCAUUCAUUUAUGAAUAGUUCAGGUUUCUAGGGAUUUAAUUAAUAUGAUGAAUUUCCAAAGUUUUAUUGUAAUAUUCUU
Molecule: messenger RNA, 1513 nt
Organism: Belonocnema kinseyi
Lineage: Eukaryota; Metazoa; Arthropoda; Insecta; Hymenoptera; Cynipidae
Product: aminoacylase-1-like
Exons: 6
Coding region: 165-1427 (420 amino acids)
Biological process (GO): amino acid metabolic process
Cellular component (GO): cytoplasm
Molecular function (GO): aminoacylase activity
Source: RefSeq, a predicted model, not a curated record